Messenger RNA from Penicillium alfredii, 2151 nucleotides. RefSeq lists its product as uncharacterized. The annotation marks the transcript as partial. The transcript is spliced from 2 exons. Gene Ontology annotation, molecular function: DNA-binding transcription factor activity, RNA polymerase II-specific; acetyltransferase activity; zinc ion binding. Gene Ontology annotation, biological process: regulation of DNA-templated transcription. The record is from RefSeq and is a predicted model, not a curated record. Lineage: Eukaryota; Fungi; Ascomycota; Eurotiomycetes; Eurotiales; Aspergillaceae.
AAGAAAGAAAGAAAGAAAGAAAAGACCGAAAACAAAGUAUCACGGGUUUCUCUUUCUUCAGUGAUGACGGCUGUUGCCAAGGCACUCGCGAUGAACAGCAACCACGAAUCGGGAACCGAAACGGGCACUGAACACAGCCCAUCCCGCUUCACAGCUGUCAAUGGCAAGGACUCGAUGCUACCGGGAGCCAAUGCGAUGAAUCUAUCUAGUAGUGCUGCCGGCAAUGGACGCGCGCAACAGGAUCAUUCGGAACAAAGUAUCGCGGAAGCGACCGGCCGACCAGAGGAUCGCCCGAAAGAACGAGAUGAUCUGACCAACGACCUGGAUGAGCAAUUGUCACAGAGAUCUUCCUCUCAAGAGAUCUCUCCCCACGGCAAUAAGAAUAAGCGGAAGAGGUCGGAGUCUGGGGAACAGCCAGAAUCUGUCCCCAAUCCCGAGCCGGGCUUUGGCGCUUCAAGAAGCCCAGCUCGCCGCCCCAGUGACCAGAUCCAUACACCCUCUCAUCCGAAUCGUGGCCUGUCGGGGUCAGGCUCUGAAUUGGAGCGAGGCAAUGCAUCCGUUCCACCGAACCCUCGGCCGGAUGGGACCUCACAGGCAUCAUCAUCAAACGGCCCAUGGCCUGAGUAUGAGUCUCCAUUAAUGAACCAGGCGCGGGCCCCGCAAAUCGAUACGUCUGAUGCACAGCUUGCCGACGCUCUGCAACGGGAGGCACAAGGUCAAGAGCCCGCGCAAAGAAAUCCGAGUGCCUCUCGUCUAUCGCCGGGGUCCACUCCGGGGGCUCAUCCAGCACCCGCUACUUAUCCUCCAGACCGCUCUGCAGCGGUGCAGGUGGCUCCAAAGAGGAAGCGCGUAUUCAGCAACAGGACCAAAACAGGCUGUAUGACUUGUCGUCGCAGAAAGAAGAAAUGUGAUGAGCAGCACCCUGCAUGCAAUAAUUGCAUCCGCGGCGGGUUCUUAUGUGAGGGAUACUCAUCACGAAGUACUUGGCAAAAGCCGUCGGGUACAAAAACGCCCGUUCCAUUACAAUCCAAGGAGGGCUAUCCAGAGAUCAGCGGUCAUUACAUCCAAGAACCCACCCAACACCAUGACCGGCAGCCUAUCUUAACAGAGCAUGUCGACGCAGGGAAAGUGAGGCCUCUUGUCGUCGACGACAGUGACCGUUCUACUCAACAAUAUAAUACUAGCCCAACGGCCGCGGUAUCUAAUCACGGGUCCUGGUCGAAACGAGCCUGGCCUAGCACUGGUCACACUACGUAUGUCUCGGACCACAUAGCUAAACCCGACUAUCGAGAAGUUCCACCUAUCCAUGAACUAUCGCGUGAAGGACAUCCCAAACCCGAUUACCCGGUGGUUCCACCUAUCCGGGAGCUCUCCCAUGGGCCUCAUCCUAAAUCCACCAUGGCUCUCUUUCAAGCUGGGGUCGAGCCACGGCCACUUCCCGCACCGGCAAUGGACACCAGUACUCCCCAGGCACAAGCUCGGAUGGCACUCAACAUUGAACACCAACUUUCCGGUCGUGCAGUCCCCGGCGAAGAAAGCGAGAAGGAAAAGAUGAUCCGGGGCGAGCUCUAUCGACCGUUUGACAUUCAAUUGGUGGAAGAAAGGGAUCGGUGUAAAGGUGCCUUGUGGAGGUUCAACAAUGCCUGCAAUCCGCUGUCUGGUGUGAGUUCGAAGGAACAGAAUCGGCUGCUCAAGGAGAUCCUGGUCCCCCCGUCGGGUUCUGUGGUCAAUUCGCCAUCCGGGGUUGCUGUGCCUCGUUCAGUCGGUUCCAUCGGGCAAGGGGCGGUCGUCGAGGCGCCCUUCAAUUGCCACUACGGAUACAACAUCCAUGUUGGAGAAGAUGUGAUGAUUUCGGAGAAUUGCCUAUUCGUCGACGACUGUCUCAUCAGCAUCGGCGCUCAUACUUGGAUCGGGCCCAACGUCACAGUGCUCAGCUCGAUGGCACAUGCUAAUAUGCAAGAACGCAAGGGCUCGCAAAGUCGGUAUCAAGGUCGGCCCGUCACUAUUGAAGAAGACUGUUAUGUCGGUGCGGGAUGCACCAUCUAUCCUGGAGUCCGCCUUCGCCGGGGGGCCUAUGUCGCCCCCGGAGAGGUAGUCAAAUCGGACAUCGUGGCAUACGGGUUUCAAGGGUUGAAGCCAAGUUAUAUGUGA